AUGAACGGCACGGAGGGACCGGACUUCUACGUGCCCAUGUCCAACCUGACCGGACUGGUGCGCAGCCCGUACGAGCACCCGCAGUACUACCUGGCCGAGCCCUGGGCCUUCGCCUGCAUGGCGGCGUACAUGUUCUUCCUCAUCGUCACCGGCUUCCCCAUCAACUUCCUCACGCUCUACGUCACCGUGCAGCACAAGAAGCUGCGCACGCCGCUCAACUACAUCCUGCUCAACCUGGCCGUGGCCGACCUCUUCAUGGUGGUGGGCGGCUUCACCACCACGCUGUACACGUCGCUGCACGGCUACUUCGUCUUCGGCCGCCUCGGCUGCAACCUCGAGGGCUUCUUCGCCACGCACGGCGGCGAGAUCGCCCUCUGGUCGCUGGUGGUGCUCGCCGUCGAGCGCUGGGUGGUCGUCUGCAAGCCCGUCGCCAACUUCCGCUUCGGCGAGAGCCACGCCGUGGCGGGCGUGGCCUUCACCUGGCUGAUGGCGGGCACCUGCUCCGUGCCGCCGCUGGCCGGCUGGUCGCGCUACAUCCCCGAGGGCCUGCAGUGCUCCUGCGGCAUCGACUACUACACGCUCAAGCCGCAGAUCAACAACGAGUCCUUCGUGGUCUACAUGUUCGUGGUGCACUUCAGCGUCCCGCUGCUCGUCAUCGGCUUCUGCUACGGGCGGCUGGUGUGCGCGGUCAAGGCGGCCGCCGCGCUGCAGCAGGAGUCGGAGACCACGCAGCGGGCCGAGCGCGAGGUCACGCGCAUGGUCGUCCUGAUGGUCGUCUCCUUCCUGGUGUGCUGGGUGCCCUACGCCAGCGUGGCCUGGUACAUCUUCACGCACCAGGGCACCUACUUCGGGCCCGUCUUCAUGACCGUGCCCGCCUUCUUCGCCAAGAGCUCGGCCCUCUACAACCCGCUCAUCUACGUGUGCAUGAACAAGCAGUUCCGCCACUGCAUGGUCACCACGCUGUUCUGCGGCAAGAACCCCUUCGAGGAGGAGGAGGGCGCCUCGGCCACCCAAAUUGGUCACAUCUCAUCUCUAAGCCCUGUGAACCGGAAGUGAAAAGUUGAAUAAAAGCAGGAUGCGUGAGCGAGCGUGUCCCCACUGUUCGAGAUGAUGUGGGAGGGGAGGGGCUGAGGACAGAUGGAUGGCAAGACACAUUUUUUUUCCUCGCUGCGCUGCAUUGCAUUCUGGGUGAAUGGUUUUGUCU
This is a messenger RNA of Sardina pilchardus (European sardine), 1204 nucleotides long. RefSeq names its product rhodopsin, like (gene rhol). The transcript has 2 exons. The coding region runs from base 1 to 1056 and encodes 351 amino acids. Gene Ontology annotation, molecular function: G protein-coupled photoreceptor activity. NCBI's taxonomy places the organism in Eukaryota, Metazoa, Chordata, Actinopteri, Clupeiformes, Clupeidae. Gene Ontology annotation, biological process: G protein-coupled receptor signaling pathway; visual perception; phototransduction. The record is from RefSeq and is a predicted model, not a curated record. Gene Ontology annotation, cellular component: plasma membrane; photoreceptor outer segment.